AGUUUGUGAAAGUAGUUGUUAAUAGUUACGUGAAGGUUUAAACAAACUUGAACUUGAUUUUUGAGUGCGAUGUGGAUAUACCAGAAAGUAGUAUGUAUACUAGUUUUAUCAGCAUAUGUGUCCUGUUAUCCUCCGAGUCACGAUGUUUAUGCACCAGCACAUGAAGAAUACAAAGAGACAGACUAUAGCUUCAGCUACGGAGUGAAUGAUCAACACACCGGAGACUUCAAACACCAGUGGGAAAAGAAAAAUGGCGACAAAGUAACCGGGCACUACUCUCUACUAGAACCAGACGGCUCUGUGAGAUCCGUAGACUACACCGCAGACAAGAAGCACGGUUUCAAUGCUGUAGUCAAGCACAGUGGUCCUUCACACCAUCCUCAACUAUCAAAAGAACAACCAAUCAGUCACUCAGAACUCAAUCUGAGACCCAAGGAGACACACUCGCUGGAAUAUUCUCAUGAGCCUCAAUAUGAGAUCAAAUAUGUUUAUCCAGAUGGCUCUGAAGCUGGAAAGGAAGCAGUAGAUGCUGCCAAGUAUCAGGAAGAACUAGCUGAACAGACCUAUCUCGCAGAACAAGAGAACAAUGGAAAAGAGAACUACGUUUUCUUUCCUCACGAGGAAAGUGCAGAAGAAUCGCAGCAAGCAUCAAUCAAAUCAGAAUACCGUUACCAGAAGCCCCAACUCACUCAUAAUGAUUUGAGUUCGCAAGUCACGACCAAAGCUGAAUACGAAAAACUGGCAGUUUCCUCCCUGCCAGUCGAUCUGAGUCUACUUAAAACGGAUUCUUCGGAGAAAUUAGUCCCAGUAGAUGUUAGUCUCAUCAAACCAAUAGAAGUAGAUGUAAAUGAAAACAAAUAUGACUAUAGACCCAAAUACACUGAACAUCGACAGCUUCAGCAGCAGCAGUAUCCCAUCAAAGAUGCCAAUAUUCAACCUUCCUAUGAGCUCUCUCAAGAGGAACUCAAUAAGUAUCUUGGAGAGUACUACAAAGCCAAAGAUUCUAUAAAUGAACCGCUUCUUGAAACAGGAUUCAAGCCGGUGAAAAGUAAACCUAAAGGAACUAAUUCACAACCUUUUAUUCCUGGAACUUUCAAAUCGAAUAAAAAACCAAUGACAACACCUGGUUUGAGUACAUAUUCUUCUUACCAACUUCCUCAGCGUCAAGCGAAUAAGAACAACUGGAAGUUACCAAAAGUGAAUCACUCUGGAAGACAAAGAGUGCCACCAAAGUUUCCAUAUCAGUACUUUUCCAACGGGGAUAAUCAUUUGAGGGACGGAUACAAAUCACAAAUUAAUAGAUUGUACAGAAAUGUUCAGAAUAGUGGUUAUGUCAGGUAUGCAAGGAAUAAUAAUUCUUAAUUUCUAAAAAGUAUUCUGAGUAUUUUGAACCAAUGUUUUGAUGAAACGCAUGUGCAAUAUCGAUAGUCUGAUUGUAGAGCGAGUAGUUAUUUAGCUUUGUUAUUGAAAGUUUGUUAUUUAUUGUUAUAUUUGCAUUUUUAUGUGUUCAUUGAAUGAAUUCAUCUGUUGAAAACGGAUGUGUCGUGUAUUAUAAAUAAUGGUUACACCUCUUUGGAACAUUUAUAUGAAAAUACGAAAUGUAACUAGGUGAAAGCCAAAAAAACGCAAUGUUUUCCUAUCUCUAAAAAAUAUACCCUAAAUUCUACUAUCCACAUUAUUACUUAUUGAAUUUUUGAGUUAUUACUAUUAUUAUUAUUUCAACGAAAAGUAUAUCCAAAGUAAACGAAAUUGAAUGGACCAUCACACUUCCAGAAAAAAAUCGUUGUCCUUAUCUCACAGUGAGUGUAUCUACCAUCGCCACCUUUUAGGAAUGUUCUACAGAGGACAGAAUAACUUCAGACGUUGCAUUCAUGACCCAGCCAGAUACCUCUGGUGGGAUCUAUGGCAUAUUGAAAUGCCAUAGAUGCCUGAUGGGUUCUGGUAUCAUUUAGUUGUCUGCUUGCAGAGAAAAUCAUAGAUGGAACGGAAAGUAUGUUGGUCCUUUGCUGAUUGGCAUUAGAUUAGUAGAAACCAGCAUAUUGGAGAGCAAGACUUGUUUCCUAUUGAGGAUAUCUUGUUAUCAUAAAAUUCCAAAACAUUUUUUUGGAACACUUUAAUCACCGUUUGACAUAUAAUACAAUUUUCAGCACAUCUUGAAGUCAUAAUUUGUCAUCUAAGUUCUAUAAAUCUCCAUUCUAUAUAGUGAAUUCAUAUUCUGUACAGUUGUUU
Leptinotarsa decemlineata (Colorado potato beetle) is the source of this 2229-nucleotide messenger RNA. RefSeq lists its product as uncharacterized. The record is from RefSeq and is a predicted model, not a curated record. Gene Ontology annotation, cellular component: extracellular matrix. NCBI's taxonomy places the organism in Eukaryota, Metazoa, Arthropoda, Insecta, Coleoptera, Chrysomelidae.